Messenger RNA from Rotaria sordida, 450 nucleotides. The record is from the annotation of a GenBank genome assembly. Lineage: Eukaryota; Metazoa; Rotifera; Eurotatoria; Philodinida; Philodinidae.
AUGGGAUCAAAAUCCUCACCGUCCGAUACAAUUAAUCUCAAACUAAUUCUUGUUAGUGGUAAAACAGCUGAAUUUCAAUUUCGACCAACAACAACAGCAUCUGAUGUAGCUAAACAUGUUUUUGAAAAUUGGCCUGAUGAUUGGGGAAAUGAACAACGAGUUGAUCGUUAUGAAGUAUUAAGAUUAAUUUAUCAAGGAAGAUUUUUACAUGGAAAUGUCACAUUAGGAGCUUUACGUCUUCAACAAGGCAAAACAACUGUGAUGCAUCUUGUUCCACGUGAAAAUUUACCUGAUUCAACUGAUGGUGAUCAAAAACGAAAACAUAAACAUGACAAUAAUCAAGAUCGAACAGCUGAUCAUAUACAAAAUGCUAUACCAUCUCAUCGAUCAGACACUGCUAGUCCGAAUUCAACAACAACUGGGUGCUGUGAAGGAUGUAUUAUACUAUAA